Molecule: messenger RNA, 4124 nt
Organism: Lymnaea stagnalis (great pond snail)
Lineage: Eukaryota; Metazoa; Mollusca; Gastropoda; Lymnaeidae
Source: the annotation of a GenBank genome assembly
AGCAUAUUACAAGCAGAACUAUUUUUAUUGUAUUGCUGGGCGGAUGAAUUUUAAAUCUCCCCAACUGACAGUAUAAAAUAAAAAUCAUCCGGCUGGGGACUUCAAACAAGCUCACAGCUCUCUUCUCGUGACAGUUAAACUUCACAUCUCACUAAAACAAAAUGCGUGAAAUUGUCCACCUUCAAGCCGGCCAGUGUGGAAACCAAAUUGGUGCUAAGGUAAGAGGUCGAAUGCAUAAAUGUGUAAACGAAUGACCAUAUAUAUUAUUUAUAAAUUACUAGACGUUGGUGCUCAGGAUUCUGACGAGGGCGGCCAGGCUCUGCGCCUAAAAACCACGCGCCCUCAAGGCGGGGCGAGGACAAAGGCUCAGCUAUUAAGGCCAGUGCGAACAGGCUAUUCUUAUAACACGAUAUUUACAAUAGCAGUGCCAAUAGUUCACUUCAAUUAUCGUUAUCCUCGAACGAAUGUUACAAGUGUUUAAUAAUAUAUUUUUUUAAUGGAUGACCUUAUUUCCAGUUUUCUUUUUUUCAAUUGGGAGUUCCUUCUCCCGCUAAAAGUGCCCCCACCCCUUCACCUUAUCUUGCGAUACGCCCAGCACCGUACCAAGUUACUAUUUAAAUUGGGCGGGAUGGUCUUUCUUUUGCCCCGCAGGGGGGUCACUGGUCCCAUUUGAAUUACUUCAUUCUUUCAAUUGGAGCUCCUGAUUUGUUUGAAAUAAUUGAAACAUAAAUAUGAAUCACGGAAUAAUAAAAAUUUUUAAAAAAGGUGGGGGAUGGGCUUAAACCAGCGGUUCCCAAACGUAUGUUUGUUGGACCAAUGGACAAGUUUUGAAAUUGCACUAAAGCUAAGGACUAUAUUACCAUAUAUUUCAUGUUGAGCUGACCAUGUCAGGUGUGAUGACCAUGUCAGGUGUGAUGACCUUUGGUAAGGUUUGCUCCAUUUGCAGUGUUUUAUUUUGUUUUGUUUAUUUAAACCUAAUAGUCCUCCUGCUGGUGUCUGAUUAGACACCUUGUGAUUGAAUCCAAAGUUAUUGACACCAUUUAUUGACACCUUGUGAUUGAAUCCAAAGUUAUUGACACCUUGUGAUUGAAUCCAAAGUUAUUGACACCUUGUGAUUGAAUCCAAAGUUAUUGACACCUUGUGAUUGAAUCCAAAGUUAUUGACACCUUGUGAUUGAAUCCAAAGUUAUUGACACCUUGUGAUUGAAUCCAAAGUUAUUGACACAAAUGUGAUGGGAUUCAAAGUUGGCACAAUCUCAAACCUGUCAUAGCUUAACAUUUAUUAACAAGCCAUUAUGUUAUGGCUAAAAAUGUUAGGAUAGCAGAUGGGCUACAUAAGAAUGACUGGAAGAUGGGCUACAUAAGAAUGACUGGAAGAUGGGCUACUACUUGGUACAAACUGCGAGUAUUGCUGGGUGUUUUUUUUUUUUUUUUUGUACCUGUUUAAGUACCCUGCACUGCUGGUAUUGCUAUGGUUAUCAGUGUACUGUGUUAAUACCCUGCACUGCUGGUAUUGCUAUGGUUAUCUGUGUACUGUGUUAAUACCCUGCACUGCUGGUAUUGCUAUGGUUAUCUGUGUAGUGUUAAUACCCUGCACUGCUGGUAUUGCUAUGGUUAUCUGUGUACUGUGUUAAUACCCUGCACUGCUGGUAUUGCUAUGGUUAUCUGUGUACUGUGUUAAUACCCUGUACUUGUUAUGCAACCAGCGAAUUCAAUGGUCUGAACUAUUUGUAUCUGCCAAUAGCGUAUCAACAUUUAUCUGAGUCAGAAAAGAUAUCUUGUGUGGUUUGUAACUGAUAAUGGGAUUGCAGCCGACUAGUAAGCAAGUUUUAUCUGCUGGUGAUGACUCACCUGUUAGUGAUGACUCAUUGUUAACCUGCUAUUUUACAUCCACAGUUCUGGGAGGUGAUCUCAGAUGAGCAUGGCAUUGACCCCACAGGCACAUAUCAUGGUGACUCUGACCUCCAACUAGAGCGUAUCAAUGUAUAUUACAAUGAGGCAUCAGGUAUUGUUGGUUUAUAAUUCCUUUAACCUUUAUUUUACAAUACACUCAGCUCGGAAUUUUUUUUUAAACAUAAGGUUUGUUUACGGAUGGUAUUUUAGGGCUUAACUUCCUUCAGAAAGUUUUACUUAUGACAAAAUUGUUGGGCUAAUUUGGAUUAACAUCAACAUGCAAGAAUUAACAUGUCACAGCUGUUCUGAUGUUUUUUUUUGUGUGUGUAAUUUCUUAGGUGGAAAAUAUGUCCCACGUGCAGUCCUUGUCGAUCUUGAGCCAGGCACAAUGGACAGUGUCAGGUCAGGACCUUUCGGACAGAUAUUUAGACCAGACAACUUUGUCUUCGGUCAAUCCGGGGCUGGCAACAACUGGGCCAAAGGUCACUACACAGAAGGAGCUGAGCUUGUUGACUCGGUAAUGGACGUUGUAAGGAAAGAGGCGGAGAACUGCGAUUGCCUUCAGGUAACUCCUCUACAAUUUAUUACGUUGCACAUGGCUGAUGGUUUACUUGUCUUCUUUCAGCAAUGUCUGGUGAUGAACUUUCAUUUUUGAAAAAGGAACUAUUGUGAUAUUAUUUGGUAGUUGCAGAAUUUGUCACAAAGCAUUUAUGGCCUUUUAUGUGUCCAUUGUAAAAUUUAUAAAUCUUCCUAUUAAAAAUGCCUGUCUAUGGUUGCAGGGCUUCCAACUCACACACUCCCUUGGUGGCGGCACUGGGUCUGGAAUGGGAACACUGCUCAUCAGCAAGAUGAGGGAAGAAUACCCAGACAGAAUCAUGAACACAUUUUCCGUUGUACCAUCACCAAAAGUAAGUCAUCUUUUCUUUUUUAGUUCUUUUUGUAAUAUUUGUUACUUUAGUACCUGAUUUUGUUUAUAUUUUUGUUUAUAGUACCACACUGUUCAUUAACAGAGUUGGGUUAAGGGUUUUUUUUUGUUGUUUUUUUUUUUUUACAGCUGUGAUAACAAAUAGUUCAUGUAUGUUCUUUAUUUUCCAGGUAUCAGACACAGUUGUGGAGCCUUACAAUGCUACCCUGUCCGUCCACCAGCUCGUAGAGAACACAGAUGAAACAUACUGUAUUGACAAUGAAGCCUUGUAUGACAUUUGCUUUAGGACCCUGAAGCUCACCACACCCACAUACGGUGACUUGAACCACUUGGUCAGUGCUACCAUGUCAGGUGUGACCACAUGCCUCAGAUUCCCUGGUCAGUUGAAUGCGGACUUGAGAAAACUGGCUGUCAACAUGGUCCCUUUCCCCCGUCUUCACUUCUUCAUGCCAGGAUUUGCCCCACUCACUUCAAGAGGAUCCCAGCAGUAUCGCGCUCUGACAGUGCCAGAACUGACCCAGCAGAUGUUUGAUGCCAAGAACAUGAUGGCUGCUUGCGAUCCCCGCCAUGGCCGUUACCUCACGGUCGCCGCCAUCUUCAGAGGUCGUAUGUCCAUGAAGGAAGUCGAUGAGCAGAUGUUGAAUGUCCAAAACAAGAAUUCCUCCUACUUUGUGGAAUGGAUCCCCAACAAUGUCAAAACCGCAGUCUGUGACAUUCCUCCCCGUGGCCUCAAAAUGUCAGCCACAUUCAUCGGAAACAGCACCGCCAUCCAGGAGCUCUUCAAGCGCAUCUCUGAGCAGUUCACCGCCAUGUUCCGUCGUAAGGCUUUCCUCCAUUGGUACACCGGUGAGGGCAUGGACGAGAUGGAGUUCACAGAGGCGGAAUCCAACAUGAACGAUCUCGUCUCCGAAUACCAGCAGUACCAGGAUGCCACAGCCGAGGAUGAGGGUGAAUUUGAUGAGGAAGAAGCUGAGGGGGAGGGACAGGAAUAUGCCUAAAUUAAAUGAGGUCCAACAGAAGUCAUCCAUUUUCUAAUGAUUUUUUUUACUAAUCAUCUUCAUCCCCUAGCCGUCUCUUCAAACUUCAGUUUAGGCUUAAAAGGUUUUGGCUUAUCUUUUGUCAAGUUUUCCCAUUUUUUAGGCCUUUUUUUUUUUUCUUAACAAAAGUAAUUGACUAAUCUUUUAGCUCUCCAGUCCUCUCUUCAAAUCUGCAGUUUAGGCUUUCAAAAUGUUUCAUAUCAUUCUUGUCAAGGUUUUUAUUUGUGGUCCAAAUUGACAAUAAAUUUCUGCUUCAUUAAUUCCAGUCCU